Artibeus jamaicensis (Jamaican fruit-eating bat) is the source of this 2519-nucleotide messenger RNA. RefSeq names its product potassium voltage-gated channel interacting protein 4 (gene KCNIP4). The coding region runs from base 92 to 895 and encodes 267 amino acids. NCBI's taxonomy places the organism in Eukaryota, Metazoa, Chordata, Mammalia, Chiroptera, Phyllostomidae. The transcript has 9 exons. The record is from RefSeq and is a predicted model, not a curated record. Gene Ontology annotation, biological process: regulation of potassium ion transmembrane transport. Gene Ontology annotation, molecular function: calcium ion binding; potassium channel regulator activity. Gene Ontology annotation, cellular component: voltage-gated potassium channel complex.
UUGUUCCAAGCCAGAUAUUGCUGGGAUUCUCACAUUAACUCCCUCCACUCCAAAGGGGUCCGGAGGCUGGGAUGCUCUGCCCUCCUGAAGGAUGUUGACUCUCGAGUGGGAGUCCGAAGGACUGCAAACAGUGGGUAUUGUUGUGAUUAUAUGUGCAUCUCUGAAGCUGCUUCAUUUGCUGGGACUGAUUGAUUUUUCCGAAGGUUUCCUCUACGCUCAGAGCAACACCAAACGCAGCAUCAAAGAGCGGCUCAUGAAGCUCUUGCCCUGCUCAGCUGCCAAAACAUCGUCUCCUGCUGUUCAAAACAGCGUGGAAGAUGAGCUGGAGAUGGCCACAGUCAGGCAUCGGCCUGAGGCUCUUGAGCUUCUGGAAGCACAGAGCAAAUUCACCAAGAAGGAGCUCCAGAUUCUUUACAGAGGAUUUAAGAAUGAAUGCCCCAGCGGUGUUGUGAAUGAAGAAACCUUCAAAGAGAUUUACUCACAGUUCUUUCCGCAGGGAGACUCUACAACAUAUGCACAUUUUCUGUUCAAUGCAUUUGACACAGACCACAAUGGAGCAGUGAGUUUUGAGGAUUUCAUCAAGGGUCUUUCUAUUUUGCUCCGGGGGACCGUACAAGAAAAACUCAACUGGGCAUUUAACUUAUACGACAUAAAUAAAGAUGGCUAUAUCACUAAAGAAGAAAUGCUUGACAUAAUGAAGGCGAUCUACGACAUGAUGGGCAAGUGCACAUACCCUGUCCUCAAAGAAGAUGCACCCAGACAGCACGUGGAGACAUUUUUCCAGAAAAUGGACAAAAAUAAAGAUGGAGUUGUUACUAUAGACGAGUUCAUCGAAAGUUGCCAAAAGGAUGAAAACAUCAUGCGCUCCAUGCAGCUCUUUGAAAACGUGAUUUAACUUGUCAAAGACGCCCUCGGUCAGACAAAUGCGAACUGUUCGACCACACUUAAAAGUUGGAGCUCCCCCGUUUAGCAUAGAUUGCUCAGCUUACACUGAGGCAUAUUAUGCAAACCAGCUUUAUUUAUUAUGAAGCAAGUCCCAAAAGAGUUUUUGAGUUUUCCACUUUUAACUUCACAUCCUUUUCCUAAUGCCACUGAGUUCAUGGGAUGGUUUCAGUCAUUUCACACCCUGUGAAUACUCAAAAGUAAUAGAAUCUGGCAUAUAGUUUUAUUGGUACUUUAGCCAUGAAAUUAUUAAGACCUUCACAUUAUCCGUGAGUUUAAAUUUAUUCUAUUUUUUUUUUUUGCUACUCAUUUGUAUGUAUUCAACCCCAGGAUUUUAAGUGGUUUUCUAAAAUAGUGGCAUGUGCAUUUAAUUUCCAGAAAUUAAUUUUUAUGCCUGUAUGCUGCAGUUCUAUUCAUGUACUUUGUCAACAGGAUUACCACAAUUCAAGAAAGCAAACACAUAGUCCCAGUUUCUAUGGAUUUGCUACCUUCUGUUCAAAACAUCCAUUUAUCUGGCAUUUUUCAAAUAUAAAACAAAUUAGUUGAACACCAAAUGUCAACAUAUGCCUAAUAGCUUAUUUAAUAAGCACUUCUUAAUUUUUCAUAAAUGCAUAUUACAGCUAAGGUCUAGACGAUGUAUAUAACUUUGGAUUUGUUCAGUCUUCCAGGCUGACUUGUUUUCUACUGUCAUUAAGUGGAAGUCCAAGGUGUGAAACAAAGUGAGGAUGUUUAUAGGCAUAUGCAAAGGGUCAGGGUAUCUGUCCAGUACCCAGAAAUGCUUAAUAAGAAGUAAAUUUUAGCCCUAGCUAGUGUGGCUCAGUGGACUGUGUGCCAGCCUGUGAACCAAAGGGUUGCCUCAAUUCCCAGUCAGGGCAUAUGCCUGGGUUGUGGGCCAGGUCCCCAGUAGGGGACCCAUGAGAGGCAACCACAUGACAUUUCUCUCCUUUUCUCCCUCUGUUCCCUCUGUCUAAAAAUAAAUCAAAUCUUUUAGAAAAAAGAAUUAAAUUUUAACAGCAUUGAAAGCCUAUUGCAUCCUUUUCCCUGACUUCCCCAUGGCACCCUUAUAAAUUACAUGCCAUCAGGGACAAAGGAACCUUCAUCUCCCCAGUGUGUGCUAGAAACAAGCCAAAAUCACUUUGAAAACACCAGUGAUUCCAUUAUAGUGAAAACUCCGAUACCAAAAUGUAGUGGAAAAUGAAUACGAGUGCUAAGCAACUUAUCUGGACUGUGUUAGGAUUUAGCUUACCAUAAAACUCCAAUAAUGCUGAUUCUUUUUAACACACUUCAGCCAAAAUUGUCAAGUUGCCACAUUACUAAAGAUACACACACCUUCAGUUUGCAGAAAUCUCACAGAGACCAAGAGGCUGCAGGAGGAGGAACCUUGCACCUGUCCUUGGGACAACAAAUCAGGUAUCUAUUCUGGUGUAGAGAUAGGAUGUGGGAAGCUGCCCUGCCGUCACCAGUGUAGAAAUGCUAAGUAGUACAAUACCUGUACACUGAAACCCUCCAUCGCGUGUUUGUGUAAACUCGGCGUGCACAUUUUGUACUUCAAGGAAAAAUAAAAGCAAGUAAAAUGU